Messenger RNA from Paramisgurnus dabryanus, 5193 nucleotides. The record is from RefSeq and is a predicted model, not a curated record. Lineage: Eukaryota; Metazoa; Chordata; Actinopteri; Cypriniformes; Cobitidae.
GUUGUACUUACUUCCUGGUUUCAUAUGGAAACAACAAGGAAAUGUAACAAAUUUCGCGAAAGUUCGCUGUAAAUAUUUAUUGCAUUUUCUGUAACUUGAUCAAAACGCUAUAAAUAUCACCCGAAGUGUAUUAACAAUCGUUAGAAAACAAUAAACCGACGAUGACUUAGUAUGAAUGACUGAGGGGAAAAGUGAGGACGUGGUACGAGUGCCACGUCACUGGAUUUCUACGAGGUGAAGGACCGCUACAUCAAACCCCCUUAUCUCACUUCAACAUUACACCAGUGUACAAGCACCUCACACACCUGUGCUAGACAUUAGAGAUUUGAUCUAUCAGACGGCAAAAUGACGGCAUCAAAUUGGGGUCUGAUCAUGAACGUUGUGAACAGUAUCGUGGGUGUGAGCGUAUUGACGAUGCCCUUCUGCUUCAAACAGUGUGGAUUUGUUUUGGGAAUCUUAUUGUUGUUCUUCUGUUCGUGGAUGACCCACCAGUCCUGUAUGUUUCUGGUCCACUCAGCCAGUAACACCAAACGCAGGACUUACGCUGGACUGGCAUUUCAUUCUUAUGGAAAAUCAGGCAAAGCACUUGUGGAAUUGAGCAUGAUUGGCCUGAUGCUUGGGACAUGCAUUGCCUUCUAUGUCGUAAUUGCGGAUCUGGGAUCCAAUUUCUUUGCCCGGUUGCUUGGACUGGAGGUGACCUUCAACUUUCGUGUCAUGCUGUUGAUUGCUGUGUCGCUGUUCAUCGUGCUGCCGCUCGCCUUGCGGAGGGACCUGAUGUCAACCAUUCAGUCUUUUUCAGCCAUGGCUCUGAUCUUCUACACACUCUUUAUGUUCACGAUCGUGCUCUCCUCCUUCAAACACGGCCUCCUCAGUGGCCAGUGGCUGAACACGGUCAUUUACGUUCGGUGGGACGGCGUCAUUCGCUGCAUCCCUAUCUGUGGCAUGGCCUUUGCCUGUCAGUCGCAAGUAUUACCAACUUACGACAGCCUGGACGAGCCAUCGGUGAAGAGGAUGAGUACCAUAUUCAAGUCCUCACUCAACGUGGUCACCACCUUCUACAUUACAGUGGGCUUUUUUGGUUAUGUGAGCUUCACCGAUGACAUUGCUGGAAAUGUGCUGAUGAACUUCCCAUCCAACCUGGUGACGGAGAUGAUCCGUGUGGGUUUCAUGAUGUCCGUGGCCGUGGGCUUUCCCAUGAUGAUUUUGCCCUGUAGGCAGGCCAUCAAUACCAUGAUAUUCGAGCAACAGCAGAAAGAUGGCACCUUCGCGGCAGGCUAUAUGCCACCCCUUCGCUUCAAGUGCAUCACUCUCUGCAUCGUCUUUGGCACAAUGCUGGGUGGUAUCUUCAUUCCUAAUGUGGAGACCAUCCUGGGUCUGACUGGAGCCACCAUGGGAAGUCUGAUCUGUUUCAUCUGUCCAGCUCUCAUCUAUAAGAAGAUCAUGAAGAACGCCUGGACUGCACAGCUGGUUCUUUGGGUCGGCCUUGGCAUCCUCGUCAUCAGUACCUUCACAACACUGUCCAUUUCCUCAAAUGAGCCCCAGAAAUUCAAACCCCUUCCCAUCUCAGCCAAGACAGAGGACAAACUUCCCAUCCUGGACGUUCCUGACCUGCCUAAAGUACCUGGAGAGAAUAAGGUGGAUCCUGAUCCAGGUGAGAAGCCGGACGCGUUCAAGCCCCCGAUAGAGGUGGAAGAACCGAAAGAGAAGGUACCGGCAGAGCCUCCUCAAAUUAAUGUUCCGGUCAAUGUGGAUGAGCAAAAAAAUAAGGAGGAUGAGGUACAGCUGGACCGCCCUGAAGCAGUUACCCACUUUAAUUUUACAGCAGUGCCAGAUGGUGAAGCCCACCGUCACGAGCCGCCCAUCCCACACGACCGAGUUCAGGUAGAUGAGAUUAAAAACAAGGAGGAGCUAGAGGAUGAAAAGAGGGAGGAGAAGCGGCAGCUUGCCAAAGAGGAGGAGGAGCUUCUUGCUGAACAAGGGGCGGGGCAAGCCCAAGAGGUGGAGCAGGAAUCGAUUAAAAAGGAGGAGCCAAAAAAUGAUCCUGUGAAAAAGGGUGUUGAUGGGGACCAGCUUGCCGGAAAUGAGGUUUUGGAAAAGGUUGAUAAACCAGAGGAUCAAAAGAAGGUUGAGCCGGUGGUGGUGGUGGUCCAUAAAGAACCAGAGAACCAACCUGUCGUUAAAGAACAGGGAGAGAAAGAAGCUGCCGCAGAGAAGAAACCAGAGGAACCCGAACCUCAGGCUGAGAAACCGAAGGAGCAGGUUCCUGUGCUGGAGCACAAAGAAGAGAAGGUUCUGGAUGGAAAAGAAGGAGGAGUGGUGAAGGAUGGAGAUGGGGAUAAGAUGGAAGUGAUUAAAAAGAUUGUCGCAGAGGGUCAGCUGGACCACGCUGUCCUGCUGCAGGUUAUUAUGGAGCAGCAAGAACAGCAGAAGAGACUUCUGGACCAGCAGGAGAAACUCUUAGCUGUUAUUGAGGAACAACACAAGGAGAUCCACCAAAUCAAAGAGGGGGAAGAAGAACCAAAGGCAGCAGAUCAGCAGAUAAAGCACGCGGUCCAGGAAGAGAAACACGUGGCUGUGCUUGAGGAGCACAAGGAGGUCAAUCAAAUAAAAGAAGCUGAACAGAAAGCAGCAGCAGGAGAUGGUGCAGGUGAGAUGGAGAACAUUGUGCACAAGCAUCCAGAUGGACUAGAGAGGGCAGAGAAGCCCAAAGUUGCUGCCGUCGAUCCAGACCAAAUGCAGCUGGCCCGGGAAGAAGCUGCGCACGUUGCUGCUGCUGAGCCAGCGGCAAAUCAACCCGGGCUUCCCCACAAUGCCAUCAAGUCGGUGCAAGAGGGAGGUGUUGUACUUUCCAAACAGGAGGAGCUUCCGCUGAAAAACGAUGUAGAAGCAGUUCCUGCGGAUAAGGAGCUCGGAGCCCGAGGCGUCCCGCUACGCAAGCGCGAGCCAGACCUGCCCAGAGACAGUCCCGACGCUAUAGCCGAGGAGGAGGAAAGGCUGAAACAGAAAUUGGCCGAACUUGAAGCCGAGAAAGAAAGGAAAGAGAAAGAAAAGCUGGAGAAGGAGAGGAUCGAAAAGGAGGUCCAGGCACGCGUAGAGAAAGAACGGAAGGAGAGGGAGAGACGUGAGGAAUUAGAGCGCGAGCAGGAGCUGGAACGCUUGCGUCAGGAAAAGGAGCGGAUGGAGAGGGAAAGGCUUGAAAAGUUGAAAGAAGAUCGGGAGAUCAUGGAACAGGCGGAAAAUAAGAAAAAGGUGCUCGAGGAGCAGGAGCAGUUAGAUCCCCUACAGCAGAAGGACGCCCCCAAACCGGAACGCCCACUUGAGAUAAAGAAAAACGCAGGCAGGGACUUAAAAGAAGAGAUAAUCGCACCGGAGGAGAAUGUUAAAGAAGUAAAGAGGAGCAGAGAGGAUGGAGGGAUGGAUCUUAGGAGGAGGCGCAGAGAUGUGGACCCUGAGGUGGGUGGAGGUGCUAAACUGGAUCAUCUGAUGGACUUGGGGGCGUCAGACCUGGAGGGACGGCUUCUGGCCGGGGUUCAGGUGCACAUGCGCCAACUUAAACAGACAUUUCAGAGUCAGGAGAAAGAAGACUAGAGUUACAAAUUGAUCCAGAAUGAAGAUCUGAGAUUUACACCGUAUUCAGCCUGAACUCUUGGAUGUCUCACUGUACGUCUCAAAUGGACAUGCGGACACGUGCAUUCGGUUAAGUAGGAAGCUACCGUUAGAACAUCUCAUACCUUUCAUUCUCAUUUUAAAACUAGAUGCCUUUGUCACAACCUUCCUUUAUUCAGGACUCAUGACAAUGAGCGAUUUGCUUUGAUACUUCAGUGUCCUACACGGAAUGCUGAGUCUCUUAUGAUCUUCUGUUGUUAUAUUGUGUGAGAUUUUGCUGAAUCUGGUGCAAUAAACUGAAUGUCUGGUGUAAUAAACUGAGCGGCAUCACAGUUAAAAAAAAAAUCGUAAUUAAAAACGGACACACAGGAGAUUACACAAUAGAAGAUUGCAAAUUAGGACAAACACGCCCUCUAGUGGUUCAUAUUGUUGAUUGCAAACCAAAGCGUAAUGUAAUUAUUGCAUUCUGACCUGUUUAAGUUUAACCUUAAUAGAUUUGUAAUUAUUUAAAGGUCAACUUGAUGCCCACCUAUCAUAUAGCUACUGAGUUGUUGGGUUUAAUGGAGUGUUAAUGUUAUUUUGGAUUCAAUAAUCCAAUGUCUUGAAAUGAAACCUUUCCUAUCAUUUGUAUUUUUCAAGUGUACUUUUGAUCUUAAGUAUUUAAGAGUCUUUAAAGACUAGGGUUUAAAAAUAUUGUUUGUAUUACCGAAACUGAUUCUUAAUGAUUUUGAGCAAAGGCUUUAAAUAUGUAAUAUUAUUUUCUAUAUAUUGAUAUUGCAUUAUAUUAGAUAAUAAUUCCUAUUCAUCCAAAGCCUUUUUUACAGAAAUGAUAUUUUUAAAGAGUAUAUUUGCUUCUAAAUUAGUCCUUAUGCAGUUUUCCCACAAAAGUCACUUUUACUAAAUAUCGCAGAAUUCCUGAUGCUGAAUGUUUCAUCUCUAUUCAUGUCUAUUGCUACAGUAGCUGGGUUCAUUUGUGUUGUGUAUAUAGUGUGUAGAGUCUUUUUAAACAUGUUUUGACUUUGGAUCCUACAAAUAAUCAGUUUUGUAAAUUUAUGGUUUGCUGCUGAACAUAGCAUGACUGUCAAGUUCAGUAUUUUACUGUGGAGGUUUUGAUUUAAAUAUUGAGGGUUACAUUAUUCUGUUCUUACAUUCCAUGUUUUUCCUAUGAAUAUUUUAAUCAGGUCAGGUGCCUUGUGGUUUAUUAUAAUGCAAUAAUGAAGACUGUUACACCCACACUGUGUGUGGAUACGUCUUUCUUCCAAAUCUCCUGUACAGUUUUCCGCUUUGCUUUGGGAACUUUCCGGUGAAAAAAAAUGGUGUGAGGUCAUAAGAGGUUCAUUGAACGCUGCGUUCUUAUUGGUCGGUAACAUUGUUCACAUAACCAUAUGCAUUUGUUGAAAAGAUACAAAAAGGGAGUGUAAAUUAAAAUGUAUCUUGGUUAAAGAUACUUUUAAUUGUAUUGUAACAGAUUGCAGACGAUAACUUAAAUAUAUAAGACAUGUUUGGCUUAAACAGAACUGUUAGUUAAAAUCUUUAGUAUUUGAUGUUUAAUUGGAUUAAAUUAAUAAAGUUAUUUAUGAAGCGGCA